AUGAUUGAUGAAGCCUUUGGUGCGCAGACAUUAGACAGCUAUGCAGUUCUUACUGAAAAAGUCAGAAAGAUACUCAAGAAGUUAGAAAUGAUUGUGGGUGAGGGAUCUUCGAAGUUGAAAAUUAGAGAUACCCAGCCAAUAUCAGAUCAACGAUCAGAUCAAAGGGAGACGAGCUCUUUCGUCGACUCAAGGAUUCAUGGACGAGAGGAUGACAAAGAGAAGUUAGUCAACCUAUUACUGUCUUCUCAAACUAAUUAUCAGGAGGGUUAUUCAUAUGCGACAUGCGUUCCAAUCAUCGGCAUUGGAGGAAUUGGUAAGACCACUCUUGCCCAAAUGUUAUAUAAUGAUGAGAGAGUUAUUCAACACUUUGAUGUUAGGAUGUGGAUUUUUGUCUCUUCUAAUUUCAAUAUCAAAAAGAUCAUGAAGACAGUUAUUUCAUCCUUAACAAGUGAUGAAUGCAAGUUGUCGGAGAUUGAACUACUUCAGUCUCGGGUUUCACAAUUUCUGCAGAAGAAAAGAUAUUUGAUUGUGUUAGAUGAUGUUUGGACGGAAGACCAGGAUGAUUGGGACAAACUAAAACCUUUGUUUAGAGGGGGUGUUGAUGGAUGCAAAAUCAUCAUCACUACCCGCAGUAAAAAGGUUCCAUAUAUGAUGGACUUCCCAAAUUCCCCAAUUUGUUUGAAUGGCCUGACGAAUGAUGAUUGCUGGACAUUGUUCAAGCAACGGGCUUUUGCACGAGGAGAAGAAGCAAAGUAUCCAAACCUGUCACUGAUUGGGAAACAGAUUGUCCAAAAAUGUGGAGGAGUGCCAUUAGCAGCAAAAAGUUUGGGAAGUUCAAUGCGCUUGAAAAGAGAAGAAAACCAGUGGCUGUCUAUGCGAGAUUGCGAACUUUGGAAAUUAGAUGAAGACCAGCAUAAAGUUAUGCCUGCCCUCAUGUUGAGUUAUCAUCAUCUACCACCCCAUCUUAGAGAAUGCUUUGCAUUCUGCGCAAUAUUUCCAAAAAAUUAUGAAUUCAAGAAGCAGAAGUUAAUUCAUUUGUGGAUGGCAUCAGGCUUACUUCUGCAAGAUGGAAACAGGCGACCAGAAGACAUUGGUGAUGAAUACUUCGCCGAUUUGUUGUGGUUGUCUUUCUUCCAAGAAGUAGAGAUUUGCAAUGGCGGCAGCUCAGUUGGAUACAAAAUGAAUCAUGUUAUACAUGAUCUUGCACGAUAUGUAGCAGGAGAUCAACCCCGGAUGUUUGAACAUGGUGCGGCUCAAAUUCGUCACGCAUCUGUUGUUUACAAAUAUAGGGCGAUUGGAAUUCCAGAAGAUCUAUUUGAAGCAAAACAUCUACGAACUCUCGUAUUUAUUGGAGAAUCUGGCUUGUUAAAAAACCGAAGUAUGUUUUCAAGUUUUGGAUACUUGCGUGUGCUAGACCUGAGCAGUUGUGGUGUUUCUGAUCUGCCGGAAUCAUUGGGUGGCUUGAUAUGUUUGAGGUAUCUCGACCUCUCUUACACACCUAUCACCGUGUUACCUUACAGCACAAGGAAUCUCUGCUAUUUGCAGACUUUGAAUCUAUUUGGUUGUCAGAAUCUUAAACGGCUGCCAAGCUUGGAAAUGAUGACCAGCCUAAGACAUCUCAAUCUAGUUGGAUGUGUAAGUUUGUCUUCUAUGCCUCUUGAGAUUCGUAGUUUGCGACAACUUCAGACAUUGCCAUUGUUUGUCGUCAACAGGGUUCCUCGGGCCCUUAAUACGCUGGAAGGUUUGAAUCUUUAUGGCAAGUUGAAUAUUACCUGUUUGCAGAACGCAAGAAAUGCAGCCGAAGCACAAUCAGCUGGGUUGAAAUCGAAGGAAAAUCUUGAGUCGUUAGGAUUAUAUUGGGGAUUAGAUUGCGGAUUUGGAGAUGUCUACAAAUCGUUUGGGAAGCCUAAAGCCCGACCUUAUAAAAUUAACAAUGUUGAUUAUAUUGCCUUGCGACCCCUACAACAGCCUGAUCCUGUGGAAAAAAUUCUUGAAGGGCUGCAGCCACACAAAAAUCUGAAAAGGCUAGUUAUAAAUGGGUACCCAGGAAUCAAAUUUCCUUGUUGGGAUCUCCCAAAUCUCACUUCCGUUGAUUUCACCAACUGUAAAAGUUGUGAACAUCUUCCAGCCCUUGGGAAUCUUCUGCUACUUAAGACACUUUCUCUGCAUGGAAUGCAUGGCGUGAGGAGCAUCGGUACAGAGUUCUAUGGUGACAGUACCGUCGGUACGGACAUAUGGUUUCCAUCCCUCGAAGAACUAUCAAUUAGUGAUUUUUCAAACUUGGAAGAGUGGUCAACUGCAAAUGAUGCAAAUGCAUUCCCCAGAUUGAAGAAAUUAACUUUGAAAGGUUGUCCAAGGUUAGCACAUAUACCGUUAUGUCAGUCCCUUCAACAUUUGGAGCUGCGGGACUGUAAUCCAACGAUGAUGUCCAUAGCAAAUUUAAGUUUUCUUUCAGUGCUUGUUCUAGAAAAAAUUCAAGGCCUGGUCUCUCUGCCGGAAGGGCUCUUUUCAUCACCUUAUCUGUCUUCUUUACAGAUAUUGUCUCUCCCCAAGCUUGGUUCACUGCCUUUGGAGAUUGGAAACCUCACUGCUCUGAAAUCAUUGACGAUUCGUUGGUGUGAUGAGUUAUCCUCUCUGCCACAGAGUUUAAAGAACCUCAAAACUCUGGAGUCACUGGAGAUUAGUGACUGUCACAGUCUACUAACCAUGCCAGAUGGUGGAAUUGCAGGAUUAAGUUCCCUUCGAACUUUGUCCAUUGAGAAUUGUAGCCAUCUGACUUCUUUGUCAUCCAGUUUAGAGCAUCUUACAUUCCUCGAGCACUUGACGUUUAUGUAUUGUCCAAACCUUGGUUCUUUUCCGGAGGGUGUGCAACACCUCUCCUCACUUCGAAGCUUCACUAUCUCGAACUGUCCUAUGUUUGAUUCUCUACCAAGUGGGUUACAAAAUAGCCGGACGCUGCACUGCUUGGAAAUUAGUAGCUGCCCCAAUCUAGAUGCUUUGCCAGAUUGGUUGGAAAAUCUUGCUUCACUCAGAUCUCUGACCAUAUCCGAUUGUCCUAAUUCAAGAGUAUUGCCAUCAG
This is a messenger RNA of Prunus avium (sweet cherry), 3079 nucleotides long. The record is from RefSeq and is a predicted model, not a curated record. Lineage: Eukaryota; Viridiplantae; Streptophyta; Magnoliopsida; Rosales; Rosaceae.